AUAUGCCAAGCUGCAUUGGCCAUUGGAGCGUACUGUCUUUUCUACGUGGGAAAAUCUCUCCCUCCAUUCAUGCGUGGAAGUUCCAUUUCUCCAUGUUCGAAUUCACUUUUCUCUCUCUAUUUAAUGACUCCUCUCUCUCUCUUCUCUCUUCUCUCUCUAGGAAUGAUUGGGACCUUCAUUGAAUUCUCUCCGUCUCAUCACUGUCUCUGCAAAUUCUGCUGAUUCCCAGCGCUUUGCAGAGUGUUCUCUGAAACAAAUCCUUAUAUCCUCUCUCUCUCGUCUCGAUCCCCCUUUGAAUAUCAAUAGAGAACCCAUCUACCACAGCUGUCUCUCUCUACCUCUGAAUUCGAGGCUCCCUGUGAAAUAAGGACAAAAAAAGAUGAAUCCACCUCGUAGAACGUAGUCUAGAGCGAAGGAUCUUCAGUAUUUGUGGUCAGCAAACAUGGGUAAAGCACCCAUCUCAAACUCCUCCAUUAAAGCCAACCCCCCAUGGCAAGAAAUGGUCGCAGGAGCUUCUGCAACCACCAAAUCAUCCACUCGUGGCCCAACUCCCAAAAUCUCACAUGAAAACUCAAAAGAAAGUGAUAAUUUUAAAACCCCACUAAGCCAUGACCCGCAAGUAAGACUAGCAAUCUACAUAGCCAUGGCUCAUGCUGGAUUGGCUCUCACUCUAGCUCUCCUCUAUGGCCUCACCAAACUCCUUGAAGAAUGUUAUAGGCCAAUUCAAUGGGCCAUCCUUUGCUCCAUGCCAUUAAGAGAGAUACAGAGAGCUUUGGUUCAAUUCUGGAGACACCCAUUAAAUCUUGGGCUCUUUGAAACCCUUCUUGCCAUUCCUGUCGCUGUUUUCAGUGCAAUUACAGGAACUGUGAUUGAUUUCCAGGGUGCCUUGUUUCGUCUUCUGAGAAUUCGGCAACAAUCUUCUGAAUCUAAAGAGAGAAUUGGGUUCUCGAAGCUUAUGCAAUGGCUGGUAUCUUUUGGUCUUUUUGUGUUCACCCACGAAAGAAUUGGAGCUUCAGUGAUUCCAGCCUUUGCGUUUUCAGGCCUGAUUGCUUAUGCAGCAGGGAGUAGCGCUGGUCUUAUGGACCAGACCCAUGGUAAGAGUAACGUGGCUUCGACUCUCACUGCUAUUUCAUCAGUGAGGCGUGGAAGGAGUACACCCAUGCUCUCAGUUUGGAGCAGAUUUAGUAGGUUUCUCACUUCUGGUCUGCUCAAGAGGUUGAAAACAAUGGUGGCUUUGGGCUUGAUCACUGGUAUGAUUGCUGGGUUGGUUUGUGGUUUCAUGUUCUUCUCUUACAAGAUUGGGGUCGAAGGGAAAGAUGCGGUGAUUUCACUGAAAACCCAUUUGCAAGAAAACAAUUAUGCAGAGAGAAUUGGGUUAAUGGAGUGGAUUGAAAAAAAUGAUAUCCCUGAGUUGAUAGAUACUUAUACUGCAAAAUUCUAUGAGACCCUUUCUCAACAGGUGGAUUCAUUAGCUUUGCAUUAUAAUGUGACUGAAAUUGUUGAUGGUUUCAAGUAUUACCUAAUGAAACCAUCAGAAUCAUCUGUUACUUCCACAGUUCCAGUUGUUUCGGGGCAACCAUUUGGCGAGAAGCUUCAUAACCUCCAGGUCAACGUUCAAAACAGAGAGUGGCAAUUGAUAUAUCAUGAAGUUCAAGGUGUUUUCAGGGAGUUUAUGGUUCUAUUAAGAAGAGAAGAUCUAGUGGAGAAAAUCAAGAGGAUAGCUUUGCAAAGUGUUGAUAUGUCUAAGCGGGUUUUAGCUAGUAGCUCUGUUGUUUUAGCAGGGAGUGCUAAUUUGCUGUUUUCCUUGGCAGUUUCAAUAGUUUCAGGGGCAGCUGGGGUACUGAAUUUUGUAUCUCAGUUGAUGGUUUUCUUUUGGCUUCUGUACUAUCUCAUUACUUCAGAAUCAGGUGGUGUUAUGGACCAUGUUUUAGGCAUGCUCCCCGUCUCUGAGGCUACGCGUGUUAGGAGCGCUGAGGUCCUAGGCCAUGCAGUGAGUAGUGUAUUGUUAGCCACUGCAAAGAUUACUUUGUUUCAGGGGUGUCUCACUUAUCUCUUGUUUCGAUUUUAUCGUAUACACUUUUUGUAUAUGUCAACUGUGUUGGCUUUUAUGAGUGCUUUGUUGCCUUUCAUUCCUACUUGGGUUUCUUCGGUUCCUGCGGCGGCGCAAUUGGGAAUGGAGGGGAGAUAUGUGGAAGCUAUCGUUUUGACUGUUAUCCAUUUAAUGCUCAUGGAUUAUGGGGCAUCGGCCAUACAAGAUGAUAUACCUGGACAGAGGGCUUAUCUUACAGGGCUUAGUAUACUUGGUGGAAUGGCUCUGUUCCCUUCUGCUUUAGAGGGAACAAUAAUGGGCCCAAUGCUCAUGACGGUUAUGAUCGCGCUGAAGAAUCUUUAUGCAGAAUUUGUUCUUGUAUCUACGAAAGAAACUAGCAGGGCGCUGAUUAUAACUUGGCUUGCUGUAAAUUGCACGAGUUUUGCACAAGGAACGGCCUUAUAGAUUGCCAAUACAGGUGGGUGAUAUCCCUUGAACACUUUAUCUACAUCUGCUUCUCUCUCUAUGUAUUCAGGCUUGAGAGAUUUCAUCCCAAUUUCUCUCUCAACUUUCUCCCACAAAGCAUCGGCAAAAUGGAAAACCAGUCGUUGCACUGGGUUACCAACAGGAGAAGACUCAAAAUCACACAACAUCCAAAGCCUCUUUGCUCUAUCAUAUUGCUGGUUUGAUAUCUUCUUAGCAGAAGAUACCCAAUGUCACGAUCGAGAUAUCCGUUAAUGACAAAUCAAAAAAAUUAAUCAAACAAGCAGUGGCCAAAGCAUUAUUACAAUAAUUCAAGUACCGUAAUAAUCUUUGGUUUUGUUAUGGUAUUCUAAGUACCGUAUAAAAUGGGGUAUUCAUUACUGUACUUAACGUACCGUAAUAGUGCUUCACGGUAAAACGACUACCGUGAAAGUUAUUUUGGUCACAAAACAUCCACUGGAUGAGGUUUAUGAAAGUUGGGCUUUUUUUUUUUUUAAAGAUAAAAAUUAAAGUAUAUUUGUGAUAAUUUUUUUUAUUUCUUCUUGCAUGAUUUAUUGUUCCGCCUCAGUUUAGCUCACCCGAUUCAAGAGCAAUCGCUUCCUUUCACAAGGAAGUGACAAGCACACAAGUUGUAAUUGUUGGACAUUAAGUUUUGGGUCAUACUUCAUGUCUUUCCUCCAUUCUCCAAAUUAUUU
Messenger RNA from Amborella trichopoda, 3207 nucleotides. RefSeq lists its product as uncharacterized. The record is from RefSeq and is a predicted model, not a curated record. NCBI's taxonomy places the organism in Eukaryota, Viridiplantae, Streptophyta, Magnoliopsida, Amborellales, Amborellaceae.